Messenger RNA from Closterium sp. NIES-65, 5670 nucleotides. The record is from the annotation of a GenBank genome assembly. NCBI's taxonomy places the organism in Eukaryota, Viridiplantae, Streptophyta, Zygnematophyceae, Desmidiales, Closteriaceae.
AUGGUGCACCACGUGGAUGUCAACCUCCCCUGGAACCACUCCCUCUGCGCCUGCUGCCUCUCGCGCAUCCUCCACCCCGCCCCCCCCACCACCUACCAAACCUCAACCCCAAACGCCCUCCGCCUGCACCUGCAGCAGCCGGUGCAUGAGAAAAUCAAGCCGUGCCCAGCCAGCCACAACCGCCCGUCCCAGGCUAUCCUUGCAUGUUCUGCCACGGUUAGGGUGCAGGGUGUCUGGGGUACCAUGGGCCCGGGUGUGGGGUGUGGGGGGAGCGGGCGCACUGCACUUGCCGCUGCGGCUGCUCGUAGGGGUGGGGUUGGCGGUGGUGGGGGUCUUUCUAGGGUUGGCAUUUCUGCAGGCUCUCCUGCGGAACAGUUCAAGUGGAAGGCGGAUAUCGCGCCCAUGCCCGCGGCCGAGGGGAUGUUUCUUGAGUGGAUGGUAGAGCCACGUGUCGGGCUGCUGUUGGACCUGGAUGUGGUCAGAUCCCGGCUGGCAGAUAUGAUGAAAAUUCACGAUCUGGUAGCAGCAAGUGGUGGUGCUACAGCCGGUGGUGGUGCUACAGCCGGUGGUGGUGCUACAGCCGGUAGUGGUGCUCCCAAGCACUUCUGGUGGUGUUGCUGGCAGUGCAGCGCGUGUUGGACCGCCUACCGCCGCUGCCUCUCCGUCGUCGUCUUCCUCGUGCUUGUAGCGAGGCUUCCCCGUAUAGUCACACUCUGGCGCCUGCACAUGAAAUCCUUCAACGUCGCCUUUCCCGCCCUGGCGAAUCAGCUGAACGCGGGGAGGCAGAUCGGGGGGGUGGGGGGCAGGCAGGCAGAGCGGCAGGCCAGUAGGCAGGCGGGGAAGGGGGGAGGGAGGCAGGCGGGUGGGGAAGCGGAGGAGGAUUGCUUUGGAUCGAUCCUGGUGCAGGUGCUUGGGGUGAAAGGGAAGAAGGAGCUGGAAUCGGGGUUUGCUGCUCAUGUGCUGCCUCUUCUGCCCGGGGGAAGACAGGCGCACGGGGGUAUGAGAGCGGGGACGGGGAGAGGAGGGGGGGUAGGAGGAGGGAUUGGCUGGGUGGAAGGGGGGGAGGAGUGGAGGGAGGGGUUGAGAGGGGUGGAGUGGGAUGAGUAUGUGGAGCGCAUGGGGGAGAUUAUCUCCCAGGGGGGCCUGGAGGCUGAACAGUACAGGUGCAGCUGCAGGCAGUGCGGAGGAGACAACGAGGGUGUACGGGGGAGUGGGGAUGGAAGCAGCAGGCAUGAACACAGUGGCACUGCUGCUGCUGGUAGUGGUGGUGGUGCCGCCAGUGGCAUGGUCAUAACUGGCGUUGACCCGACUGACUUUGCUCUCCGGGCUGCAUUGACUCUCUGUGUGCCGCUCGCUGCUGUCUACGGCAUGCAAGCGUUUACCGGGGCAUGCAGUAACAGGUACAAGGAGCGCGUGGAGGACGCUGCUGUGGAGGCAGCCAGGCAACGGCUGGCAGAGAGGGAAGAGAGGCUGGCAGAGAGGGCAGGAGAGGGAGAGAGGGCAGCAGGGCAGAAGCCGGCAGAGAGGCACGGAGGACAGGAGAGAGGUGGGGAGAGGAACAGAGAGGAUAGCGAAAGCACAGGGACGGGAGGAGCAGCGGCAGGUGCUGCUGGCACUACUGCUAGUGCACGCGCUACUGCUGCCAGCGCCACUGCUAAUGCCCGUCUCGUGCCAGUCAUCAGUGACCCAGCAGUGGCACUCUUCACGUACCGUGCCGCCUGCCUCCUUCUAUGGGUGCGAGUGCACGGCCCCAGGCUCAACCCCCCCAGCUACUGCACCCGCACCAACCCGGAAGCCCCAGCCCUGGCGCUCCCGCACCCGGUGCACGACCUCCCGAGCCUCCUGCUCAGGUUCGGCGCCAUCCCCAAGCCUGUGGGCACGGCAGGUUCGGAAGGUUCUGCGGUGCAGGAGUUUGGUGCGGGAGGAGGGGUUCCGGGGUGGGAGGAGUUUCCAGUGGGGGACAGAGAGGCCCUGAAGGCACAUAGCAGUGGCAGUGCCCUGGGAGGGAGGGAACGAGUACAAGGCAUAGGAGGGGUGGAAGAGGGAACUGCAGGGCUUGCGAGUGGGGAGUUUUUGGGGCUGAAUACCUUUCAAACAGGCAGCUUACGGGACUCUGUGUUCGACCGAGAUGAGAUGCUGAAAGAAUUCAACGUUGGGUCAGCAAAGAGUCUGCAGGAGAGGGGGAUUGCCAUGAGCCCAGUAGAGAGCGUGCAGGAGUAUGGAGCUGCCAAGGCUCUGAGUGACAGCAGCACGCACACUCCCACGUUCCCGACUGUUGCGGACCGCGUCGAGGAGUUUCUGAAAAGGUUCUCGCCGAAGCGGCUGGCGAAGGAGGGGCGGGGCGGGCCGCUGGCACGAGCAAUCACCGACUGGGUGCUGCGCCUCCAGCUGGUGGCAGCUGCAGAGACUAGCAGCAGCGGUGUCAGCAGCAGCAGCAGCAGCAGCAGCAGCAGCAGCAGCAGCAGCAGCAGCAGCAGCAGCAGCAGCAGCAGCAGCACAAACAAGGGGGCAAAGGGAGAGAAAAUUGAUAUGAGCUGGGCGGCGCUGGCCCUGGGGGCGUAUUCCCCGGGCAAGUUAAAGCCCAUGCUGAGAUCCCCUCAAGAGGUGGAUGCGUUUCUGGAGUUCAUGGCGGCCAUGACCACCCUCACGCCCGCCUGCACCGGCUGCAGCUUGUGUCUCAACGUGUUCAACAGGGCAGUUACUCCCGCCGCUGUUGUUGCCUCGUUUGCUUUCCGCCCCUCCUCGGUGCUCCUCCGCUGCAUCUUCUCGCUCUAUCCCCAGCGCUUCACUCCGAUGAAAGAGCUGCUAGACACGCUCGGGAUCCCCCCGCUGCCGGACCUGAUCCCGAACCGCCUCAUGGCUCCUCUUCUUGAAGGCGUGCUGGAGCACAAGCGACUGCACUUCCUCUACACCGCAGCCAUCCUGCUGUCUCGGGAAGGCGUCGUACAGGACAUCAUGGAGUUGCACAGAGCAGAUGGAGUGUUCAAGCUCCAUGAAGGCGUGGAGUGCUCCUUCCCCACCUCGUCCAUUCUCCCUUUUCACGCCUCCGAACCUUCACCAUUCUCAAAGGAGACAAACGACAAGUUCCUAGCGUGGGCAGCAUCCCACGGGCUGUAUCUCUCCCCAAAAGCACGAAUCAGGCUCACACCAGACAUUCCACCAGAGCCUCUCGAAUCCGCUACAGACAGCCCCACUAUAAAGACGAAAACCACUGGCAGCACCAGCAGCAGCGGCAGUGGUGCCGGUGGUGGUGGCAAGGGUGGUAGCAAGAAGGGGGGCAAGGGUGCAAAAGGGGAGAGUGGAGGGAGUGGGGUGGUGCGUUUGGUGCGAGGGCUGGUGGCAGAGGCGGAUAUGGAGGCGGGAGACACGCUGUGCAAGAUACCAGUGAGUGCUACGACGCAGAUGUCUCUAGCCCUUUGGUUCAACACCGGUCAGGAAGCAGAUGCGGAGGGAACACGAGGAGUGGCAGGAGUGGGUGGGGCGACUUUUGAAACGUCUCAAAUCCAGGAAGGAGAUGCAGAGGGAACACGAGGAGGAUUGGCAGGAGCAGGUGGGGCGGGCGGGGCGAAGGGAGGCGGGAGCAUGAGGGAGAGGAUGAGGGAGAUGCGGCAGCGGGUGCUGCAGGGGAGGGCGGCUGCUAAGGCCGGCAUUGGCGGCGGUGGGAGGAAGCAACUGGGGUGGGACCUGGUCGCUCUGCGGAUUCUUGAAGAAAAAGCAAAGGGUGAUGCCUCCCCCUGGGCGCCCUACAUUCGCUCCCUGCCUCCCUCUGUUCCUCUGCCCAUCUUCCUCCCUCCUGAGGAGGAGGGAGAGGUGCAGUGGGCAUCGACCAUGGAGCAGGUGAAGCGGAUGAACGAGGAGAUCAGAGAGACAUACCACAAGCACCGUGAUUCCACGCAUCCCACCCUUUCCUUUGAUGAGUACAGUGAGUGGCAUUCCAUUAAAUUUAUGAAUCGGGUGCUUGUCAGCCGGGCUUUCACUCUGCCAGUCAGGCCGGGGGGCAAGUUUGAGCAGUUUGUGAUGAUGCCGUUCAUGGAUGCCAUCAACCAUCAUUACAACAACCACGUGAGGGGUGCUGGAGAUCUGGCUAAUACGACUCUUGAGGCUCAUCAAAAGUCGCUCCCCGCCCUCUGCCCCUUCCCUCCCUUGCAGAUGGACUGGAUGGCAAAGCCUGUCUCAUCUGAGGGGGUGUUGGAGAUCCGGCUAAAGCGGGCUGCCAAGAAGGGAGAGCAGCUCUUCACCUCCUUCGGCCCUCGCAGCAACGAGAACCUCUUUCUCUACUAUGGUUUCAUUCUGGACGGCAAUCCCUUUGACAGCCUCGCUCUCUUCCCCUCCUUUGAGGACUCGGUUUCAUUCUGGACGGCAAUCCCUUUGACAGCCUCGCUCUCUUCCCCUCCUUUGAGGACUCGGUGCGCUGGUUUCAUUCUGGACGGCAAUCCCUUUGACAGCCUCGCUCUCUUCCCUUCCUUCGAAGACUCGGUGCGCUGGCUGCUCGACCGCGUCUACACGGACUGCCGCUCCGACUCCCUCCAGCGCCACAUGACCGUCGCAGCCAUCGCCGGCGCCUCCUCCUCCGCCGCCUCCUCCGCCGUCGCCUCUGCCGCUGUCUCUUCCUGCUCCCGCAUCUCCUUCACUCAGGCGUGGAAGCAUGCCCGUGCGGCCCUUGAUCGGCCCUCGUCGCACGAUGCUUCUCGGGGGUUUGAGCAGGACAGGAACCUCUGGUGGGAUUUAAUGAACAGCUGGGCUUCGUUUGGGUAUGAGAUCCUGCCGUACCGGGCAGGUCCGGAUGUUCGUCCGGCCGGGAGGGUUGAUCCGAGCCUGCUCGCCGCGCUUGCCGCGGCGGCUCGGUUUGCAGCUUCGGCGCCGAACCGGACGCUGCCUGCUGGUGCGUUUCCGAGGUGCCCACCUGGUUGGCGGAAAGAUGGGAAGAGUGGAGGCGGUUGGGGGAGGGUGGGUGGUGGGGGUGAGGGGAAAGGAGGUUUGCUCUGGCCUAGAUGUUGCCGAACCAAGGCAUGGAGGAUAGCUUGCCGGAGUGAUGGGGUUGGGGGGAAAGGGUCAACCGAGUCAACUGAGUCAACAGGGAAUGAGGUGGAUGAUGAAUUGGGGGAUGAUGGGGAGGUGCAGACAGGAGGGAGCUCAGGCAGAUCUGCAGGGUCAACGGACGGUGAGGAUGUAGCAAAAGCAGCAUUAAGAGCUGCCAAGGCAGCAGAGGACGAGGCUGCAGUGGCUGCAGCGGAGUAUGUGAAGCUGCUUAUAGUGAGGCGGUGCCGCGAGCUGAUGAUCGGCAUGGCCACGCCGGCGCACUACGAUUGGUGGCUACUGCAGGAUGUGGAUCGUGUGGGAGGGAAGCUUCUGGGAAGCGACGGAGGGGUGGAUGGGACAGGAGCGAAAAGAAUUGGUAGCGGUGGUAUGGGAAGCAGCAGCAGCAGUGCUGCUGGCGGUGGUGGUGGUGGUCGCAGUGGUAGUGCUGCCAGUGGUGCUGAUGGUGGGAGCAGCAGUAGCAGUGGGGGUGACGGUGCUGGGGUUGGAGGGGAGUUAGAGAGGGAGGGUGAGAUGCAGUGCAAGUUCAGGGGGCAGGUGUUGUCGCCGCAACGGUUGCUUGCUGUCAAGUAUCGGCUCAGUAGAAAGGAGAUGCUGCUGGCUGUUAUACGACGGCUGGAAGCUGGACUGUAG